This is a messenger RNA of Lagopus leucura (white-tailed ptarmigan), 5726 nucleotides long. It is a transcript of the gene ESYT2, whose product is annotated as extended synaptotagmin 2. The record is from RefSeq and is a predicted model, not a curated record. NCBI's taxonomy places the organism in Eukaryota, Metazoa, Chordata, Aves, Galliformes, Phasianidae. Gene Ontology annotation, biological process: lipid transport. Gene Ontology annotation, molecular function: lipid binding. The transcript has 23 exons. Bases 35 to 2716 code for a protein of 893 amino acids.
GCCGCAUUCGUAGGAGCCGCCGCCGCGGUAGAGCAUGAGCGGGGCCGCGGAGAAGCAGUGCUCCGGAGCGGGGACUCCCGCCGCGACGGAGAAAGCGGCGGUCGGGGGAGACGCGGGGCCGGAGCCGCCGCCGCCGCCUUCGAUGCUGAGCGUGGACGUGACCGGCUUGGUGUCGCAGUUCGCCAGGAGCUUCGUGCUGAUCUUCCCCGUGUACGUGCUGGGCUACCUGGGGCUGAGCUUCAGCUGGGUGCUCAUCGCCCUGUGUGGGCUCUUCUGGAUCCGGCGGCACCGCGGCGGCAAGACCUCCCGCCUGGGCCGGGCGCUCGCCUUCCUGGAGGACGAGGAGGAGGCGGUGCGGCUCAGCGUCUCCUCCGCCGAUCUGCCUGCGUGGGUCCAUUUUCCAGAUACAGAAAGAGCAGAAUGGCUCAACAAGACUGUAAAACAAAUGUGGCCUUUUAUUUGCCAAUUUAUUGAGAAACUCUUUCGGGAGACCAUAGAACCAGCAGUAAGAGGAGCAAACAACCACCUCAGUACCUUCAGUUUCACGAAGAUUGAUAUUGGUCAUCAGCCUCUGAGGAUAAAUGGUGUAAAAGUGUACACUGAAAAUGUGGACAAAAGGCAGAUCAUUUUGGAUCUUCAGAUCAGUUUUGUUGGAAAUUGUGAAAUUGAUUUGGAAAUCAAGAGAUACUUCUGUAGAGCUGGUGUAAAAAGUAUACAGAUCCAUGGUACUAUGAGGGUUAUCCUGGAACCACUAAUUGGAGACAUGCCCCUAAUUGGAGCACUAUCACUUUUUUUCCUUAGGAAACCUCUUUUAGAAAUAAACUGGACUGGACUGACCAAUCUUCUCGAUGUUCCAGGGCUGAAUGGCUUAUCAGACACGAUAAUAUUGGAUAUAAUAUCCAACUACCUGGUUCUUCCAAACAGAAUUACAGUCCCCCUUGUCAGCGAAGUGCAGAUUGCUCAGCUGCGGUUUCCUAUACCGAAGGGUGUUGUAAGGAUACAUUUUAUUGAAGCUCAGGAUUUGGAGGGUAAAGAUACCUACCUAAAAGGGAUUGUCAAAGGCAAGUCAGAUCCUUAUGGAAUCAUUCGUGUGGGCAACCAGAUUUUCCAAAGCAAGGUCAUCAAAGAAAAUCUCAAUCCAAAAUGGAAUGAAGUUUAUGAGGCCUUAGUAUAUGAACAUCCAGGACAGGAGCUAGAGAUUGAGCUCUUUGAUGAAGAUCCAGACAAAGAUGACUUCCUUGGAAGUUUGAUGAUAGAUUUAAUUGAGGUUGAAAAGGAGCGACUUUUAGAUGAGUGGUUUACUUUGGAUGAGGUGUCCAAAGGAAAACUGCAUUUAAAACUGGAAUGGCUCACAUUGAUGCCAACAGCAGAAAACCUGGACAAGGUAUUAACAAGCAUUAGAGCUGAUAAAGACCAAGCCAAUGAUGGGCUGUCUUCUGCAUUGCUGAUUCUCUACCUGGACUCAGCAAGAAACCUGCCCAGUAUCUACGAGGGAAACUUUGGGUGUGGAUACUUAAAAGAGAGGAGAGCAUCGGGACUAGUCUUUUGUGAAAACACUACCUCACUCUAUAGAGCACUAUUUUCAGGAAAGAAACUAAACAGCAAUCCCAACCCGCUUGUUUUGCUGUCAGUUGGACAUAAGGCACAGGAAAGUAAGAUUCGAUACAAGACCAAUGAACCAGUAUGGGAGGAAAACUUCACUUUCUUUGUACACAAUCCCAAAAGACAGGAUCUUGAAGUUGAGGUGAGGGAUGAACAGCACCAAUGUUCUCUAGGGAACUUCAAACUGCCUCUAAGCCAGUUGCUGGAGAGUGAAGAUUUGACGAUGCAUCAGCGGUUCCAGUUGAGCAACUCUGGUCCAAACAGCACUAUAAACAUGAAGAUUGCACUCAGGGUCCUUUCUCUUGAAAAGCAAGCAAGAUCUCCAGAUCAUCAACACUCAGCACAAGUGAAAAGGCCGUCUGUUUCCAAAGAUGCAAGAAAAUCAUCUUUUAAGCCUCAGGUUCCUGUCUCACCACCGCUCGACUCAAGCAAACAUGCUCCAGCUUCCCCAGCGACAGACGGUGAUAAAAAGGCUGAUGUGGCUGAAAAGAGCCAUCCUCCUAAUGCGAGCCCACAAUGGCCAACAGAUCUCAGCCGAAGUUCCUCUAGUCUUCAUGCCUCUAACUUCAAUUAUUCUCCCAGCCAUCUCUCAGUCAAAGAACCAACUCCUAGCAUAGCCUCAGACAUAUCUCUGCCCAUUGCCACACAGGAGCUCCGGCAAAGACUACGGCAACUUGAAAAUGGAACAACUCUGGGGCAGUCUCCGUUAGGACAGGUACAGCUAACAAUUCGUCAUAGUUCACAAAGAAACAAAUUGAUCGUGGUGGUGCAUUCCUGCAGAAAUCUAAUUGCAUUUUCAGAAGAAGGAUCUGAUCCAUAUGUUCGAAUGUAUUUACUGCCUGAUAAGAGAAGAUCGGGAAGAAGAAAAACACAUGUAUCAAAGAAGACAUUAAACCCAGUGUUUGAUCAAAUAUUUGAUUUCAGUGUUUCCCUGCCUGAAGUACAGAGAAGAACACUCGAUGUAGCAGUGAAGAACAGCGGUGGUUUCUUGUCCAAAGACAAAGGGCUUCUUGGCAAAGUACUGAUACCUCUGGCAUCUGAAGAACUUGCUAAAGGCUGGACCCAGUGGUAUGAUUUAACAGAAGAUGGUACAAGACCACAUGGCGUGAGCUAGGCCCAUGGAUGCUGGCAAUUCCCCACACCUCCUUUUGCCAACCUUUAUAUAUUUUUAAAGCAUUGUUCUCACAGAUGUACCAAUAUUAUUUUUAUAGCUUUACCAAUUUAGUUGUUAGACACAUCCCCAAUAAUUUUAUAACGCUCGGCCAUUUUAUGUAGACAUAUCCUUUCUCACUGUUAAACUUUGCAUUUUAAUUUGCUCCACAAUUUUACGUGUUACUGUCAUGUGCAAUAAUACAGUAAUGUAACCUUUGUGUUUAAAUUGGUCUUUAUGGCAGUUAUACCAAUUAGAAAGUGAAAAGAUGUUCUGCUGUUUUCCUGCCUUGUUUUAUAUCUCACCAAGAUAUACUGUACUAUGUAAAUAUAUACUAUUUUUUUAUAAUUCUUUCAUGCUGGUUUGAAUUGAGAAGAAAAUUGGAUAAAGGAUAUAGAUAUUUUCUUGUAAAUGCAUGUUAAUUUCUUCAAAUGAAUCUCUUUUGUCUUUGCAGCACAAUGGUCUUAAUGUUUAUCAUUUUGUGAUAGUCUUCAAAAACAAAGUGCAGAAAAACGUUUUUACUUUAUCAUGCUUCUGGCCCGGCGUGGCAAACUUAAAAUGUACAAAACAUUAACAUUUUAAUAUUUAUAUAUAAAUGUAUUAUUCAAAAAUCAUGCUAUAGAAUAUUAUAAAGAAAAAGGAAAAUUCUAUAAAUAUUGUAUAAAAAGAGGUCCAUGAAUCAGUUUAUAAAUUUGAGCUUUCAUGUAAUGCACUAAACAUUACAAACUGUGGAGUUUUAUUAUACAGGUUCAUUGGGUUUUGUUAUUUAUUCCUGCACUCUACAGUACUAGACACUCUGCAGACAUGAGAACAGGGCUUUGUCUGUAUUACAAACAGAAUCUCUAGCUGUUCAGAACUGUCCUUGCUGCCUUGUUUCUCUGAUAAGGUAUACAAAUCAGCUUGCAUUGUAAGUUCAUAUAGUGGGCAUAUGUACAAAACAUGUUAUUUUUAUUAUACAGUGCUGUGCUAAAUAGUUAUUAUGCUGUACCUUCUCUAAUACUACAGUGGAACACCAGUAUGUAAGGAAGUGUGAAAGUGAAUUGAAACUGUCUUUACAGUUGCCUCACUGCUACUUACUGUGCUUGGUGCAUGGAGUGGUCCACACAGCUUUCUUGAGAAAUCAUGGCAUGGUGCUGAAGCAUUGCCACAGUCUGUGCAAGAGCAGCAGUGACACGGCUAGCACAACCUGAUGAAAGUAGACAUUGGGAGUUGAAGGAAGAGCAUCAGCCUCAAGAGCUGAGCUCACUGCUCUAGUUUUAUGAAUUAAGGGGAACUUUUUUGUAACCAGAACUAGUUUUCUUGACUGUUAUAUUAAAAAAAAAAAGUGCAUUAUGAAUCCAAGAGAACAGUUUGGCUCCUUCAGAGCCAGCAGCCUCCUUCUUGGAUGAGUAUGCAAGUAGACAGACAAAGUAUGUUGUUUAGUUUAAGAUUCUAGAAUGAUCUCUCAGCCAAGAAAGAAUUUUAAAGCAGAAUAAUAAACUCCUGAAAUUAGCUUUAUUGUAAAAGUACUGACAGAACCUUAAUUCUAGAUGUAGAAUAUGCCUACAUGACUAGAUGUACCAAAGUGCCUACCAUAGAUGUAGCUUUUUGUCAUUUUCCAGUUUAAGAAUUUGACUCAUUUCAGUUUGUCUGAAUUUGGUUUGGUAGAACAUUUGUCAGAUGACAUACAUACAUCUCUAUACAGUGAUGGCCUUUGUAUUGUCACAGUUCGAAUAAGACAAUUUUAGUAAACAAGCCUGAUUGUAAGAAAACAUUUCUUUUUGAAGGCUUCACUCUAUAUCACAAUGUAUGAGUGUCUCUAUAUGUGUAUACACUCAUCUGUUCAUAUUAGAUUCUCUUUGCUAGUUCUCCAUUAAAAUGUUGGGAAUGGAAAGACAGAGAAUGAUUGUUAAUGCUGUUGAAAUGCAGAGAAGUGAAAGCUGCUGUAACUAAGAGAUGCACAUGCAGUCGUUCAGCACAGCUGUCUUUGCCUUGGUUCAGCCAGAGGUGGACGGACUUUGGUUCUGCAUCUUGGCCAACGACUCACCGGUUUCAUCCCUAGCCUACAAAUAAGUCAUUAGACUGAUUUGGUGUUUCAAGGUAUAAGUGAGCUGUGAGGACAGAUGUUAGAUGUUUCUGCACUUAAACAAAAAAGAGUGUGUAUUUUGUCUUCUGAAGUCUCCAGAGGAAAAGAUGCAGUGUUUGGGUAAAUGCAAGGUGAUAUCACAGAGUGAAGACGUGGAUAAAUUAUGUAGAAUAGGUUUUCAAAAUAGCUCGGGACCCCACGUUAGGAAUAGGAUCUCAAGAGAAGUGCAGUUCCUAAUUAACAAUCUUAAAUGGAUAGAUUUUUAUUUUUUUUUGGUAAUUCAACAACAGUAUUUUCAGUUGACAGUAAUCAUUUGUGGAUGAUCUUUAUUUAGAAGAGUUCUCCCCUGUGAAUUUGGAUCAGAAUGUAACUGGCUGUUCUAGAUAAUGGAAUCAAACCUCUGUAUCAUAGUUACAAAGUUCUAAGUGUUCUGUUUGUGUGGAAGAAGAAAGGACAAGCACUUUUCCUCUGGACGGAUAUUGCACCUCAUUAUCAAGUCAAUGUGUUUAAUAUCAACUGAUCUCUGUUCACGUAGUUCUUGUUUAUUCUGUGCCUUAAAAUAUGAACGUAUGAAGAAGUUUAAGAAGUGGCUAAAACUGAGCUUUGUUACCUGUAUGUACCAACAUGUUCUCUACUGCUGAAACUGUUUUUAGAAUAACUGCUUCACUGAUGAGAAAACCAGCUCUCUUUUACCACGGUGGCAUAGCCCAAACUCAAAUCAGCAUGCAUAUCACAUGAGUUUGGAAUAAAAGAAUUUUAAUUUUGUCUUGAAUUCUUUAUCAGAGCUGCAGCUAAUGGUGAGAGUUGAAUGAGAACAAAGGGUAAUUAAUUUUGUACGGAUUGCCUUUUUUGCUCAUGUAAUUCUACAUUAUGAUGCAUGUAUUUAUUCAAUAAAUGGUUCAUAUGGAA